This is a messenger RNA of Cavia porcellus (domestic guinea pig), 8688 nucleotides long. It is a transcript of the gene Pygo1, whose product is annotated as pygopus family PHD finger 1. The record is from RefSeq and is a predicted model, not a curated record. Bases 97 to 1356 code for a protein of 419 amino acids. Lineage: Eukaryota; Metazoa; Chordata; Mammalia; Rodentia; Caviidae. Gene Ontology annotation, biological process: spermatid nucleus differentiation; kidney development. The transcript has 3 exons.
CGCGUCCCUGCCCGGGCCGCCCGGAGCUGGCCGGGUCGCGCCACCCGCGUCCGAGCGCCGUCCCCGCGGCCUGGGAGCCAUGCUCUGCGGGCGGUAAUGUCCGCGGAACAGGAGAAGGAGCCCACCGCGCUGAAGAGAGCCCGAGGUGGUGAUAAUGGACUGGAUGGGUUAGGAGGACCAGGUGUACAACUAGGAAGUCCUGAUAAGAAAAAACGAAAGGCAAAUACACAGGGCCCUUCUUUCCUUCCGUUGUCUGAGUAUGCUCCACCACCGAACCCAAACUCUGACCAUCUAGUGGCUGCUAAUCCAUUUGAUGACAACUAUAAUACCAUUUCCUACAAACCACUGCCUUCCUCAAAUCCGUAUCUUGGCCCUGGUUACCCUGCCUUUGGAGGGUAUAGCACAUUCAGAAUGCCGCCUCAUGGCCCCCCGAGAAUGUCUUCCCCUUACUGCAGCCCUUACUCACUCAGGACUCAGCCACACCCAUUUCCUCAGAACCCGCUGGGCAUGGGUUUCAAUCGACCUCAUGCUUUUAACUUUGGGCCACAUGAUAAUUCAAGUUUUGGAAACUCAUCUUACAAUAAUGUACUAAAUCAGAAUGUUAGUAUGCCUAAUCAACAUUUUAGACAAAACCCUAGUGAAAACUUUGGUCAGAUUCCUCCACAAAAUGCUAGCCAAGUAUCUAACCCUGAUUUGGCAUCUAAUUUUGUUCCUGGAAAUAACUCAAACUUCGCUUCUCCAUUAGAAUCUAAUCAUUCUUUUAUUCUGCCCCCAAACACUUUUGGUCAAGCAAAAGCCCCACCUCCAAAACAAGACUUUAGUCAAGGAACAACCAAAAACACUAAUCAAAAUUCAUCUGCUCAUCCACCUCACUUAAAUUUGGAUGACACAGUGAACCAGAGUAACACUGAAUUAAAAAAUGUUAAUCGAAACAAUGUUGUAAAUCAAGAGAGUAGCCGUUCAAGCAGCACUGAAACUGCAAAUAACAGCCAUGCAAAUGGGACACAGAAUAAGCCACCACAGUCUAGAGGUGGGGCCGAUGUGGGCCCCACUGAGAAAAGCAAUAAAUCUUCGCUGCACCCCAGCCGCCAUGGCCACUCGUCCUCUGACCCGGUGUACCCUUGCGGGAUCUGCACAAAUGAAGUGAACGACGACCAGGAUGCCAUCUUAUGUGAGGCCUCUUGUCAGAAGUGGUUCCAUCGGAUCUGCACGGGAAUGACGGAGACAGCUUACGGCCUGCUGACUGCAGAGGCGUCUGCAGUGUGGGGCUGUGACACCUGCAUGGCUGACAAGGACGUCCAGCUGAUGCGCACCAGAGAGACCCUGGGGCCCCCCGCCGUGGGCAGUGAUGCUUGAUCACAGGCAUGGACCCAUGUGGUGUUUUUCUGCCUGUGUAUUACAGACGUUUGGUGCCCAGAUUUUAGUAUUUUACAUUAUUUUUUAAAGUAACAUAAAAAACAUUAUUUAUCAUUUAGUUUUUUAUUAAUAUUCUACUUCAUUAGUAGUUCAGGUUUUGUAUUGUCUUCGUUGGCUAUUGUAAAUGAGAAAAAUGUAUGUGGGUGUGCUUUGGAAACAUUUAUAAAUAGAUGUUAGUUGUUAUUUAUCUUAAAAGCCUCUUGAAGCUUCAAAAUAAUAUAUAACAAUUACAGGCCAGUGUUAACUUCUUAAAGUUAGAAUCACUGAAAAUUGUAUAUUUCAGUAAUGACUUUUGGCCAUAGCACAUUACACAUUUAGUUCACAAAGUCUUUCAAAGAUGCAUUUGACAUAUUUUCCAAACAUAAUAUAUGUGUCUGUAGCACAGCAUAUAUAUCAGUGGAUUUUUAAAAAAUAAUACAGUGUGCUCUUCCACUAGGGUCUUUAAAAUUAGUGACUUUCAUACUUUCAGGUAAGUCUUCCCAGUGUAUCAACACAAAUAUGAGGUAGAAACAGAUUGUAGCAUAAAGCGGAUUUUCAGUAAGUUCUUGCUUAUUAACUUAUGGAUUGUACCACAUGAAAUUGCUAAUAUUAGAUCAAUUGAAAAUUGACUACAGUAAGUAAAGUUGACAUAAAGCAUGUUUCUAGUUGAAUUAUUUAGAAUUAUAAUAACAUUAUGUUCUUAAUUUUUCUUUACUCCAUGUUACUGUUUUCCAGAGAAAUAACUAACACAGUGUUCUCAGAAGAAUUGCAAACAUUUUCAUUUAUAUGAUUUAUAACUGGGACAUACUGCAAAUGAGGAAAGUCUUAGCGGGCUCUGCUAGCAAAAGAGCUACUCAGUAGUAGUGUGAAAAAUCUUGGUCUGAGGAUCUGAAUUUCUAAAGUAAACUUCAGAGAACAUCAAAAUCCCAUUUUAGACAGAUGGCUAAUUAACAGCCAAGAUGAAAGCUAACUUUGAAAACCUUGCUGCAGGCUUCAGAAUUUCUCCUGUUACUGGUGAAAGUCUGAAAAUGGACCAGAAAGUACACCAUCAGAGAACACAGACGAAAGUGUGCUCAGUAAAAUUCAAAACAGCAGAAGCUCAUUUGUAGCGCAGACCAUAACCUGUGGCCAAAUAACAAAAAAGAAGAAGCUACUGUGUGACAGCCGACAGCAAGCCCCACAGUGGUUGGAUGCUGAUGAAGCUCUGUAAUAGUGCACUGCUCCAGUCACCAGGACCAGAAGUUCUGAAGGCUGUGGCAAUCUGUUAAAGAGAUAAUUAAUACAGGGCAAACUUGGGGGAGCAAUGACAGUAGCAGCAUGUUUUUAAAAAUUUAAAUUGCAUAUGUACAGUUUCGUUCAUGAACAUCUUUUGGUUGACAAACACAAAUCCAUACUUUAACAGGACAGGACUUCACCUCAUGUCGCAAGCCACUCAAGCAAAGCCUGGACUGUGAGGUUCUAUCACAUCCGUCAUAGCUACUGGAGCUUUAGCUAAAGAAUUACCAUCUUGGGGCCUGGAGAUUUAGCUCAGUGGCAUAAGCGCCUGCCUUGCAAGCAGGCAGUCAUGAGUUUGAUCCCUAGUACCGAUAAAAAGGAAAAAGACAAGAAAAAAAAAAAAAAAAGAACUACCAUCUUUUUUAUCCUUGGAGCUUUUUCUAAGAAACAACACAGCUGGGCGUGGUGAUACACGUCUGUAAUCCCAGCACUCAGGAGACUAAGGCAGGAGGCUCACCACAAGUUCAAGGCCAGCCUACAGUACAUAGGGAGUUCAAGACCAGCAGCUUGAACUACAUAAUGAGCCCCUCUCUCUCAAAAAAAGAAAAAAAAAGGGAACACACUUCACAACUGAGAAGCAGUAACUGGAGGAUUUGAACAGUUUAUACAGUAGAAAAAUAAUUUUAUGAAAAUUAAAUAUUUAAUAUCAGAAAAAUGCUGAUCCACAUUUUGAUUGAAUAAAACUUUUUAAUGGUUUUUUUACUUACAAAAUAGCAAUUUCAUAUGGUACAAGGUAAUUCAAGAUUUUCUUCAUUCAUUCUUGACUAGAGGUGUGUACAAAGGUAUUUCUAGUAGUUGUAUGUGUGUAUCAUUAUUAUUUUAAGAAAUGAAAUGCUACAAACUUCAACACCAGGUAUUCCUUUGUCUGAAGGUAUUACCAGUUGAAGCAGAUUAUGAUGCAGUAUUUUGGACUGUCUCUCACAUCGAUGGUCUUUAGAACAUACUUGAAGAUUGAUCAUAUUGUGCUUACAUUGUAUAAGUAAGGAUCUACCUAGUCUUGUUUUGUUUUUUUGAAAUUCCUUUGAGUGUUGCAUGCUAUAAACCUACUCCUAGUGUCAGAACAUAGCUUUUUAAGACUCUGCAUAGAACUAGGUUUUGUUUUUUGUGGUGCAGGGGAUUGAGCCCAUGGCAUUCCGAGGCCACACACUCUACCAACACGAUGUAUCUCCGCCCACAGCUGGAUGUUUGGAGCUCACACCUACAGGGCGGUACUGAGCUGUGCUCAUCGUUGAUGUUGAUUUUAUGCAGUUAAGCCCUUUAUUGCUUAUAGUUUCGGUAAUUAGCUGUUUUCAUUAAAAAACGAAAUGGCCUCUCAAGACAGUCUAAAGAUAUUUGAUUUAUAAAGUGAUUCUUUCAUUUUCGAGUCUCAAGCAAUUGUCUAUUUAAAACACACAGGCCAGUGACUAUUUAUUCAAGUGUUUAGGUUUUCAAAUCCCCUUAUGUAAAUAAGAAGUUUUAAAUAUUCUAAAGAAAAGCACGGCUGAGUCUCACAUGAGUCACAGCUAAACUACAGUCAUACCUACCAAAUGUUUGCAUGUGUUUAAAUUAAUUUUCUUACUACUUCCACACUUGUCCAGAGUUACAUAGAUACUUUUGGGUAAAAAAAGUGAACUGUGAGUAUGGCCAGAACAUUGGCCUUGUUUCACCCAAACAAGACUGUUACGCAAAUCGAUAGGGCAUUUUUAGGAAAAGCAAUGAGCUGCCCUCAACUUUAAUAGUUUUUAGUCAUGGAAAGAAAUAUAUGUAGGGUUAGAUUUUGGGGGGGACUCUACUUUUCCUGCACUCAAAGGCCUCAUCUCAUGCACACCUAUGUACAAGGACACACACACUGUUGAGUAGGAAAGCUGAUUUCCUCCUAUGUUCCCAGAUUGUGCUGCAGUUCAGCCCAUUACCGUCUAGGCUCAUGGGCCGAGGCCUGGUGACUGGUGAAUUUGCUCACCUGGAUUCCUGGUGCGUAUGCUGCUAGAGGAUACUGGAUGCACUAAAGCUGAGAGGGCUUAGUUUGUAAAGGAAGUUGUUCUUCGGAAGAGUACUGAGAUUUCUGAUCAGUAUUUUCCUAUUGAAUGAAAUACUUUACAGUACUGCUAGUAUGAUUCUUGUUAUUCAUAAGAGGAGGUUAUACACAUGAAACUGAAGAUUUUUCUUGGGCUAGUGCUUAUGCCUUAUAAAUAAGCACAAUAUAAAAAAAAUCCGUAUUGGGCUUUUUUUUGGUGGUUUUUUGUUUGUUUGUUUGUUUGUUUGAGUUUUUUUAAGACUCCCAACUGAGCCUAGUGGUAGAAAGUAAAAUACAGCAUGUCACUAUAAAAUCUGCUGACCUUAAUCAUCCGCAUAAAACAAGUAUCAAGAGUCUUCAUAAGACUGUGUCUUUCAGACUUAAGUGUCUUGAACAAAUUAAAGUGUUAGUGCUUACUAUUCAGCAUACUAGUUGUAUUUAACAGUAAAAAAUAUAAACAAUUUUUCUAACAAUGAUUGUGAAAAAAGGAGUUCUAAUAUGUUUUGGAUUUCUUUUUUCCAGUAUAUAGAGGUUUCAUAUGCAUGAACAUUUGUGCUGUUUUAAAGGUUUUAAUUUAAAAAGUUGAAAGCAUCCAGGCUCCCAAAGUCCAUUUGUAAAUAGUGGCUUGGAUCUCAAUAUAAAAUGAUUAGAUUCUUAGGGAAGCUCAUAAAGGCUUGUUUAAACUGUAGUGUAGUCAACUGUUGUUAUCACACUAAAUUCUUAGUGUUCUUUAGUGAGCCAGUCAGUGUAAAAGAAGCAGAAAUUUUUCCUUGACAUGAUUAAGAAGGUUAAGUUCUUAAUGUGGUUUAUUUCUCAGUUGCUCUAUUACCAUCUAAAUUUUCUAGUGGAAUGCUGUAUAAACAGACUUGGCUUUUCCCCUCUGAGAACCUAUGUGCCUCAAAAUUUCCCAUCUUUCCUCUGAUCAGAAAUUCUGAGCUGGGUGUGGUGGCACACACCUGUAAUCUCAGUGUGGGGGGGGGGUGAGGCAGGAGAAUCACUGUGAGUUUGAAGACAGCCUGAGCUACAUAGUGAGACACUUGUCUCAAAAAAAACUUUUAAAAAUUCUGUUUCUUGGGGCUGGGGCUUUAGCUCAGCGGCAUAAGCACCUGCCUUGCAAGCAGGCAGUAGUGAGUUCGAUCCCUGGUACCAAAAAAAAAAAAAAAAAAAAUCUGUUUCCUGCAUGAUGUCAGUUGGCUAGAUUUUGAAAGAAAAGUAUUUUUUCUGCUGAAAUAUGAAGUUAGCAGAGAAAAUGACAAUAAAUUUUCUUUUUAAAAAAAGGAUCUUCGGGGGCUGGGGAUUUAGCUCAGCGGCAUAAGCACCUGCCUUGCAAGCAGGUGGUCAUGAGUUUGAUCCCCGGUACCGAUAAAAAAAAAAAAGGAUCUUCAGAAUGAGUCUUUAACAUUUGACACUUUAGACAGUAUGACCACAAUUCACGUACCAUAGGAAGCAAUAUUUUUAACAAAUAUGCUGGUACUGUCUUACCCUUCAAUUGUUUGUGACUUUUCUUUUUUUACAGCCUGCUGUCUUCUAGUACUGUACUCAGAGAUUUCCUUAUUUCCAAAUUUUAGUAACUUUUCCUUUCUCUUCCACUUAGCUUGUUGAUCACUAUAAAAGUCGCCUCUACAUUUUCCAACUUCUUUUGGUACAGCAAUGGGGGUUUGGCACAUUCUGCAGGGAGGAGAGGAGGUAUAGCAUUAACUUCUGGCAAGACAGGAGAUGGGGGAUGGAGGGAGGAAGUGGCUCUCAGACACCACCAUGCUUAAUUACAAACUUAAUGAUGCCCAAUGGAGAAGCUCUGUGUUGGUCGUAUUUUAUCAAUUUACAUUAUUGGAACAAUAUUAAAAUGUACUCACAAUACCUGUGCUUUUCUUGUUCUAUAGAUGCGUAGAUGAUGUUGCUUGUUAAGAUGUUAUCUUUUAUAAAAGAAAGUCCUGCUUCUUAUCAUGAUGUAUGUGACUUAAAUGAUUGUUUCAUAUUAAAACUAUUUCCUCCUUAUGUACUGUUUACAUAUACCUCCUUUUGGGAUAUUAGUUCAGUACUUUUAUACAAAUCUGAGUGUGUUCCACAUUGGUGACAUGUAUUUUUGCAGUAAUUUUUUUGUUUUGUUCUUAGAGCAUGUCUAAAGUAAUACAUGCACUAGUGCUGUGGUCUGUGACAAAAUUACUGUAAUUCAAAUUGGAAAAUAAAAUGUUUCCAGACUUUGUCCAACAUUUAUUCCUAUGAGAAAGGAAAUUACUAUGUAAUACUAAUUAUUUCUUAUGCUGGUAUGUUUUAAGCUACUCUAUGAAGUAUGUGAAACACCAAUAUUUAUGGAUUAGUAGAUGGGGGCUGGGUAUUUAGCUCAGCGGCAUAAGAGCCUGCCUUGCAAGCAGGCAGUCGUGAGUUCAAUCCCUGGUACCGAUAAAGAUGAAAAAAGACAAAAAAAAAAAAAAAAAAAGAUGGUCUGAUGUCUUUGAAAUGUGAGAAAGAAGUAAAAUUUGGUGUUAGCAAUUCGUGACACUCAUAGUAAAUACUUAUUUAAAAUUUGAUCUAUUUACAGGUAUACCUUACUAAAGAGUUAUCUUAACUGACAGUGCAUAUUAGGACUUUUGAAAACCCAUGCUAAUAUUAUACAGCAGGCUUUGAAUUUAAAGUAGAUAGUUCUCAACCAAAUAGUAUCAUUCACUCUGUCAUAAGCAAAUAAUAAUACAAAUCUUCAUUUAUUAAGAAAUGACUAAGAUACUAUAAAACUUAAUUAGAAUUUGUAGUCGUGAUACAAGGUCUUGAAUACUGUUUCCUUUGUACUAUCUGAUAAAAGGAUUUGUUAAUAAAAGUAAUAAUCAAGACUUGAAAGAAAAAUUUAAUUUUGAAGACAGUUUUAAAUUUUUUUAGACUUUAGAGUCAUUUAAGAACACUAGUUUAAAAGCAUUCUUGUUUUGUCAUUAAAACAAGUACCCAAGAUUAUUUUAAUAGGUAAUACUUGGCCAAUGGAAUUUGUAUAUUCGAAAUUAUAUGCUUGAAAGAAAAAAUACUUGUGAGUGCUUAAACUGAAUAUCUUUUAAAUAUUCAUCUUUUUAGACUUUUAUCAAUUCACACUAUUCUGAAUAAAGUUUUACUACAGUGAGUAUAUUAUAAAGUAAAUGUGUACUUGUGUUAUAUUAAUAUUCUUAUACUGCAUCAUAUUUGGCAUGGUGGUUGUGGUAUAUUUUAUAUUUUUGAUUGUUGAUAGGAUAUAGCAAUAAAUCUUAGUCAAUAUUUUUAAAAAUACCAGAUACUGUACCAUGUCAUAAUCUGAUUAUAAUUGACUUGAAUACUCAUAUUUUCAGAGGUUUAUUGUGUUAAAAAUUUAGUGUUAUAUGUUGGUUUGCUUUUGUCUGAUAUUUUCACAUAAAGUCUUUUGAAAUUUGGUAUAAACAAGUAUUAAUCUGAAAUGACUCAUGAACUACUUUAUGGUAAUAUUUAAAUGUGAGAAAUUAGAUCAUCCCAGUGCUCGAUUCAGCAGCACAUAUACUAAAGUUAAAUCAUCCCAAAUUAUUUAUUUUUAUAGUUUAUAUGAAAUUACAAUUUUAAAAGGAAUAAAAUUGGCUUUGUAAUUGAUAAAAAUUGGAUAAUUUGUUUAAAAGUUCGAGUGUUAAAUUAGUUACAUACCUGACUCUGAAAUAAUUAUAGAAAUUACUACAAAUAGUGGUCAGUUCUCCUUUUUUAUUUGAGAUAAUUAACUCUUACCUGUUUCUCUCUUCUGCUCCUGUUCACUUUUCCCUAAACACUAUGUUAGUAUUUAAAAUUGUUGUUUAAUUUGUUUUCUGUGUUUUUGUUUUUUAUUCUGAAAUAGUAAGACAAGUAGAGGUUCUGUUGUUGAGACAGCCCAUGUCAUUGUUGGCCAUUCUUUUCAGGGAUGAUGCUAAUGUCAUUUGUGCAUUGUAUAAAGAAUGUCAGUAUGUAGACCUACUAUUGUAGAAAUGAUGUAUGGCAGGCUUUCUUGACUAUGUAUUGCGAGUUUGUUUCCUUUAGAGUCUUUUAAAUAAAGCUAGUUUUUAAAGACAAAA